CUGAAAUAAAAACCAAAAAAAGGGAGGGGAAAAUGUUGGCUGUGUUCAAGAAUGGAGUGAUUAACCCGCCAAAGGAGCUUCAUAGCGCAGCAUCGACAGCGGGUUAUGGGAGAUCUAAAACUCCAGAAGAAACUCUCAAGGAAUUUUUGGCUUCAAAUUCGAACAAUGGCUUUUCUCUGGGAUUUGUGGACAAGGCGAUUUUGGCCUAUGUCCCACCUCACGCAUCUGUCAAGCCCAACCAAAGAUUGUUCUGUGGUGUGGAUGAUGUGUACUGCAUUUUCAUGGGGAGUUUGAACAACUUGCCCAACCUCAACAAACAAUAUGGGCUUUCCAAGGGUGGGAAUGAGGCCCUUUUUGUGAUCGAGGCCUAUCGGACUCUCCGUGAUAGAAGCCCAAUGCUGGCCCAUCAGGUUCUGAAGGAGCUCGAGGGCAGUUUCGGGUUUGUGAUCUAUGAUCACAAGUAUGGGAUUGUGUUUGCUGCCCUUGGUUCGGAUAAGGCAGUGAAUAUGGUCUGGGGUGUAGCGGCCGAUGGCUCCGUAAUGAUCUCAGACGAUGUUGGGCUAAUUAAAGCAAGCUGCAUCAAAUCUUUUGCCCCAUUCCCUAACGGCACGGUGAGGACUAUGGCUUCAGAUUCUUCUCCAGAUCCCUGGGCCACAAGCCCAAUCAGCAACACGGGCUCGAGCCCUGGGCGCAGAAAACGCAACCGUCAAACCUCCUACGCCACUCCAUCUCCACUCCCGCCAUCUCCACUCCCGCAGGAUUCCGGCAAAAGUUCUACUCCGAUCGGCCAUAAAAGCACCCCACGUAGUCGGCGUAGGCGGCCAUUUGGCACCCCAGGUGCUGCUGCCACGCCGUCCUCGACCGACGGCGUGCCACCAACCUCCGAGGAUGACGAGGGAGAUGAUGAGGCCCCGGCCAUGUACGUGUGGGGCACAAACAUCAGCGUUCACGAUGUUAAUGCUGCAUUUUUAAGGUUUUUGAGAAAUUUUAGGGAAAAUCCUGAGCAGAUCGAGGAGGGGAAGUAUAUGAGAGCUAUUAACCAUGUGAUUGAAACUGAGGGGGAUUCAAUUGACAUUGAUGCACACGAUGUAUUUGAUUACGAUGGUGACCUGUAUACAAAGAUGGUUAGGUAUCCACUUGAAGUUCUUGCAAUUUUCGACAUUGCAUUGAUGGAAAUGGUUAGUAAGAUCAAUGAGGCUUUUGGGAAGCAUAUACAAGUCAGGGUUUUCAAUCUCAAGACUUCAACUUCGCUCAGAAAUUUGAACCCUUCUGAUGUUGAGAAGAUGGUCUCUUUGAAAGGGAUGAUUAUCCGGUGUAGCUCCAUUAUACCUGAGAUUAGGGAAGCUGUCUUCAGAUGUCUUGUAUGUGGUUAUUACUGUGACCCUAUUGUCGUUAAUGGAGGAAGAAUUGACGAGCCGACAGUUUGUGCAAGGCAAGAAUGUCUUUCUAAAAACUCCAUGACCCUUGUUCAUAAUCGGUGCAGAUUUGCUGAUAAACAAAUUGUGAGACUUCAAGAGACACCAGAUGAGAUACCUGAGGGAGGAACACCACACACAGUGAGCUUGUUGAUGCAUGACAAGCUAGUCGAUGCUGGCAAACCAGGUGACAGAGUUGAGGUUACUGGAAUCUACAGGGCUAUGAGUGUUAGAAUUGGUCAAACACAGAGGACUGUGAAGUCAAUAUUCAAGGCAAGCACCUCUAGCUUCACUAGUACUUACAUUGAUUGCCUUCAUCUAAAGACUUCGGACAAGUCAAGAAUGUAUGUGGAGGAUUCAGUAACUGAAAACUCAGAAAGUAAUAUUGAUAAUGCAUCAAUUCUUAAUGAUGAUGAUAAGGUCGAGAAACUAAGGGAGCUAUCUAGACAGCCUGAUAUAUAUGAAAGAUUGACUAGAUCUUUAGCACCAAACAUAUGGGAGUUGGAUGAUGUCAAGAAAGGUCUUCUCUGCCAGCUCUUUGGCGGGAAUGCAUUGAGUUUGCCAUCUGGUGCUAGUUUCAGAGGUGAUAUAAAUAUUCUUCUUGUUGGGGAUCCUGGAACUAGCAAAUCUCAACUGCUCCAGUACAUCCACAAGCUCUCUCCUCGUGGUAUCUAUACCAGUGGACGAGGAAGUUCUGCAGUGGGAUUGACUGCUUAUGUCACAAAAGAUCCUGAGACUGGUGAAACGGUCCUGGAGAGUGGGGCCUUGGUUCUGAGUGACAGGGGCAUCUGUUGCAUUGAUGAGUUUGAUAAAAUGUCUGACAAUGCAAGAAGCAUGUUACAUGAGGUUAUGGAACAACAAACUGUUUCAAUUGCUAAGGCAGGGAUUAUUGCUUCCCUAAAUGCAAGAACUUCAGUACUGGCUUGUGCUAAUCCAAUUGGUUCACGUUACAACCCUCGUUUGUCUGUGAUCGAAAAUAUUCACCUUCCUCCUACUUUGUUGUCCAGGUUUGAUUUGAUCUAUUUAAUUCUUGACAAGGCAGACGAGCAGACAGAUAGGCGCCUUGCAAAGCACAUUGUGGCACUACACUUUGAUGAUCCUGAUAGUUCAGAGCAGGAUGUGAUCGACCUGCCAACCUUAACUGCUUAUGUAAGCUAUGCAAGACAGCAUAUUCAUCCACAGUUAUCAGAUGAGGCUGCUGAAGAGUUGACUAGAGGAUAUGUGGAGAUGAGAAGAAGAGGAAAUUUCCCUGGAAGCAGUAAAAAGGUCAUAACUGCAACCCCAAGGCAAAUAGAAAGUUUGAUACGCCUUGGUGAAGCUCUGGCCCGAAUUCGGUUAUCGGAAGUGGUUGAAAAGAGUGAUGUAACCGAGGCUUUCAGGCUACUCGAGGUGGCAAUGCAACAGUCUGCAACAGACCAUUCAACGGGAACCAUUGAUAUGGAUCUCAUUACAACUGGGGUUUCUGCAAGUGAAAGGAUGAGACGGGAAAACUUGGUUUCAAACACACGCAACAUAAUUAUGGAGAAAAUGCAACUUGGAGGGCCUUCAAUUCGUCUGUUGGAGUUACUUGAAGAGCUGAAGAAGCAGAAUAAUAAUGCUUCUGAAAUCCACCUUAGUGAUCUUCGAAAUGCAUUGGCUACUCUUUCAAGCGAAGGAUUCGUCACGGUUCAUGGUGACAGUGUAAAGAGAAUAUAGUGAAUGGCUCAAAGUGAGUUAAAUUUGUGGGUGAACUGUUUCAAAUAUUAUGAGAGUUCAUUUCUAAGGUUUGAUUUUACAGUUUGAAUCAUGCUCAAUCAUCUGGAUGUAAACUUGUUAAAGUUGUAUGAUGAAGAAGUUUGACAAACUAUUUCUCAAAUUUAAUUGAUAAUAGUACACUUAAUUAGUUAUUAAUUGUUCAAUUAUGCAUAUAGUAUUAAAAUAUAUUGUAACCAGAAAUGGCUUUGCUCUUUGCCUCUUUGGCAUUUACACUCCCA
Molecule: messenger RNA, 3388 nt
Organism: Striga asiatica
Lineage: Eukaryota; Viridiplantae; Streptophyta; Magnoliopsida; Lamiales; Orobanchaceae
Source: the annotation of a GenBank genome assembly